This is a messenger RNA of Zophobas morio, 1749 nucleotides long. It is a transcript of the gene MICU1, whose product is annotated as calcium uptake protein 1 homolog, mitochondrial. The record is from RefSeq and is a predicted model, not a curated record. Gene Ontology annotation, biological process: calcium import into the mitochondrion; mitochondrial calcium ion homeostasis. Gene Ontology annotation, molecular function: calcium ion binding. Gene Ontology annotation, cellular component: uniplex complex. Lineage: Eukaryota; Metazoa; Arthropoda; Insecta; Coleoptera; Tenebrionidae. The transcript has 9 exons. The coding region runs from base 171 to 1661 and encodes 496 amino acids.
AACAGCGCGCUUUCAAAUGUCAAUUAAACGUCAACGUCCCUACUAAUAAAAAUAAAUAAUAAUAAUUCGUAUUCCUAAUCGUUCUUCAAAUAAUAAUAAAAAAUACGUGUUUAUAACUAUUGGUUUUUGUAGUUCGCCACCAGCUACUAAAAACAUAACCCCUGUUAAACAUGUUUUCGCGAGCUUUGCAUCUCAAUCUUAGAACCGCAUUCUUUCAUAACCACCCAAAUCUGAACCAGUUAUCCGCAGCCAGUGCAAUAAAAACGCCCCUAACGCUACAGCAAACCUCACACAGUAAAGACCAGAAGCGCCACUACAAGAAUUUCGGCCACAAACCCGACAAGGUUGCCCUUUUUACGAAGAUCUGGUACAGUGCGAUUUUCGCAGGGCUCCUAUUCUCAGUUGUUGACUACAGAUGGCUGAGGCGCACUUUUUUCCCCGUCGUGAAAGCCGAGAGCGAGAAAAUAGGUGAACUCCCUGAAGUCGAAGGCUCAGAGGAAGGGUCUGAGGAUGAAAGCAAGAAGAAGAAACAUCGCAAGGAGAAAAUCGGAUUCCGGGACCGCAAAAUAAUUGAGUAUGAGAACCGCAUUCGGCACUAUUCUACUCCUGACAAGGUUUUCCGUUAUUUUGCGACGCUGCAGGUGCAGGGGCCUACGGUCGAUCAGCAUGAGAUUUUUAUGACGCCGGAUGACUUUUUGCGGUCUAUGACGCCGGGGCUCAAGCAGCCGGAUGGUUUGGGUCUAGACCAGUUCAGACGCUACGAUCCCAGAACUGUCCAGCAAAAGUUAGAACUCACUUUAGACGAAGACAGCAUUUUCUAUAAGUUGGGAAGCGCAGGUCUUAUCACGUUUUCCGAUUACAUUUUUCUUCUCACCGUUCUGUCAACUUCAAGGCGCCACUUCGAAAUUGCCUUUCGCAUGUUCGAUCUGAACGGAGACGGCGACGUGGACUGCGAAGAGUUCGAAAAAGUCGCUACUUUGAUAAGACAGCAGACGAGCAUCGGGUCGAGGCACAGAGAUCACGCAAACACUGGAAAUACGUUCAAAGGUGUGAACACCGCCCUCACGACUUACUUCUUCGGGCCAAACCUGAAAGGCAAACUCACCAUUGAAAAGUUCCUAGACUUCCAAGAAAAGCUCCAAAAGGAAAUUUUGAGUUUGGAGUUUCGCAGAAAACAUCCAGACGACAACGGUAACAUAAGUGAGGCUGAUUUCACCGAGCUUCUCCUUGCCUAUGCCGGGUAUCCACAAAAAAAGAAGGCCAGGAUGUUAAAACGGGUGAAAAAGACUUUCAGGGAUCACGGCCAAGGCAUUUCCAAAGAAGACUAUUUAAACUUUUUCCACUUCUUGAACAAUAUCAACGAUGUUGAUACCGCGUUGACGUUUUACCAUAUAGCUGGAGCCUCCAUCGAUCAAGCCACGCUUAAACACGUUGCCAAAACUGUCGCCCAUGUUGAUCUCAGUGAUCACGUUAUCCACGUAGUGUUUACGAUUUUUGAUGAGAAUUUGGAUGGACAACUGAGUAACAAGGAGUUCAUCGCUGUUAUGAAGAAUCGGUUGCUAAGAGGUCUGGAGAAACCGAAGGACACGGGUUUUAUUAAAUUCAUGCAUUCGGUGAUCAAAUGUGCCAAGGAGACAAAGCCUGCUUUAUUAGAUAUUUAAAUUAAUUUAUUGAGUUGUGUUCAAAAUGUUCAAUAGGGAUUGUUUACAAGUACUGAUGUUAUGCGAAUAAAUAAAUUGUUCCGUUUUA